Larimichthys crocea (large yellow croaker) is the source of this 1775-nucleotide messenger RNA. It is a transcript of the gene dkc1, whose product is annotated as dyskeratosis congenita 1, dyskerin. Gene Ontology annotation, cellular component: box H/ACA snoRNP complex. The record is from RefSeq and is a predicted model, not a curated record. Gene Ontology annotation, molecular function: pseudouridine synthase activity; RNA binding. Gene Ontology annotation, biological process: snRNA pseudouridine synthesis; mRNA pseudouridine synthesis; box H/ACA sno(s)RNA 3'-end processing. The transcript is spliced from 15 exons. Lineage: Eukaryota; Metazoa; Chordata; Actinopteri; Sciaenidae. Bases 85 to 1584 code for a protein of 499 amino acids.
GUCGCGCGUGGUCUGCCGGAAGUGGAACAGAAGAAGCUGAAGAGUGACGUCACGCGGCGUGGGCGCUCAGUCUCUCACUUCAAGAUGGCGGACCCAGAAGCGUCAGCGAAGAAGAAGAAGAAGACGAAAGUCAGCGAAGAAGAAGUCGGGGAGAUCCAGCAGAGCGGGGACUUCUUCAUCAAGCCCGAGUCGAAGGUCGCCUCUCUCGACACGUCACAAUGGCCUCUGCUGCUGAAGAACUUUGAUAAACUGAACAUCCGCACGGCGCACUACACGCCGCUGCCGAGCGGCAGCAACCCCCUGAAGAGGAACAUCCAGGACUAUGUCAGGUCGGGCUUCAUUAACCUGGACAAACCGGCCAACCCGUCAUCUCACGAGGUUGUGGCGUGGAUCAGGAGGAUUCUCCGCGUGGAGAAGACGGGUCACAGCGGGACGCUCGACCCGAAGGUCACGGGCUGUCUGAUUGUCUGCGUGGAUCGAGCUACGAGAUUGGUCAAGUCCCAACAGAGCGCCGGUAAAGAGUAUGUGGGCAUCGUUCGGCUGCACAAUGCCAUAGAGAGCGAGCACACGCUGGCCCGGGCGUUGGAGACGUUGACCGGCGCUUUGUUCCAGCGGCCGCCACUGAUCGCCGCCGUCAAGCGCCAGCUGAGAGUCCGAACAAUCUACGAGAGCAAACUGAUCGAGUACGACCCAGAGAGGAGGCUGGGUAUCUUCUGGGUCAGCUGUGAGGCGGGGACUUACAUCCGGACUCUGUGUGUCCACCUGGGUCUGAUCCUCGGGGUCGGAGGUCAGAUGCAGGAGCUGAGGAGAGUUCGGUCUGGCGUGCUGGGAGAGAAGGACCACAUGGUGACGAUGCACGACGUCCUGGACGCUCAGUGGCAGUUUGACCACAACAAAGACGAGGCGUACCUGAGGAGGGUCAUCUUCCCGCUCGAGAAGCUGCUCGUGUCUCACAAACGACUCGUGAUGAAGGACAGUGCGGUGAACGCCAUCUGUUACGGAGCAAAGAUCAUGCUGCCAGGUGUGCUCAGGUACGAGGAUGGCAUUGAGCUGAACCAGGACAUCGUUGUCAUAACGACCAAGGGCGAGGCCAUCUGCACAGCUGUCGCUCUGAUGACCACGGCGGUCAUCUCCACAUGUGACCACGGCAUCGUGGCGAAAAUCAAGAGAGUGAUCAUGGAGCGAGACACGUAUCCCCGAAAGUGGGGCCUGGGACCGAAGGCGAGUCAGAAGAAGAUGAUGAUCCAAAAGGGACUGCUCGACAAACACGGGAAGCCAAACGGCAGCACGCCGGAUGACUGGAAGAACCAGUACGUGGACUACAGUGUCUCCAAGGCAACAGAGGAGUCAGGUGACACAGCCAAGAGGAAGAGGGACGUGGCUGACAGCGACGGCGAAACUACGACGCCCAACACGCCAUCAGCAGAGGACGUGAAGGAGAAGAAGAAGAAGAAGAAAGAGAAGAGGGCCAAACUGGAGGAGGCGGAGCCUGAGGAGGCAGAGGCGGAGCCUGAGGCAGAGGUCGUGGACAGCAAGAAGAAAAAGAAGAAGAAGAAACAGAAAGAUGCUGACACGUCAGAGUGACGUGAGCGGAGCGGGCAGGCUCCACCCACUGCCACACCUGUCUGAAUGCACGGCAUUCUGGGAGUCGAACAAUGGACUGCAUGAGUGCAGACGAUGUUUUUUGUUUUUUAUAUAUAAAUUUAUUUUUUGUUUCAGCUGUAAAUACCUGAACAGGAAGUGUUUGUAAUUUCAAAAUAAAAGUGUUUUCCGUA